Spea bombifrons (plains spadefoot toad) is the source of this 904-nucleotide messenger RNA. RefSeq lists its product as uncharacterized. The transcript has 5 exons. The record is from RefSeq and is a predicted model, not a curated record. The coding region runs from base 20 to 904 and encodes 294 amino acids. NCBI's taxonomy places the organism in Eukaryota, Metazoa, Chordata, Amphibia, Anura, Pelobatidae.
AGGGGACAAUGUACUAAAUAUGGCUUCCUACCACGUUUUAAUCCUGUGUUUUUGUGUUUUCACAGCGGCGUCUGGGUCCCACAUGCAAGGAGGACUUAUGACGUUCAGAGCCAGAGAGAGAAAUUAUGAUGGAACUUUUGUGGUGGAAUUCAAGUAUAAAGCAGCGUUUAUAGAUCGCUACGGCUAUGAGUUUUACUGGUAUUGCUCUGGUUGGGAUUGUGGAUAUGAUGUAUACAGAUGGCAUGGCGCUGUGCCCACGAGUGUCUCCAACGCCUGGUACCAGACGGAAGGUUACAUUAUCCGACAUUUACACAACGACAAACCGUUCCAACUUACAGAAAGCAGCUGUUGUUGGGUGUAUAAUAGCGUUGGUGCUUCUGGAUGGAAUCUUGUAACGGGGGUGGAUUUGGGAACCAGAUCUGAUACUUUCAAACCAAACAACUCACCAGUGACCAACAUAAUACCCGUCAUCAGGGUCCCUAAUAAUUGCCAAAGCUACAUCAAUCUAUUGGCAUUUGAUCCGGAUGGUGACAUUGUGAGGUGCAGAUAUGGCCAAUAUUGGGCCGGCGAAUGCUCCAACUGUAACCAGCCCCCGAAAAUCUACUUAGAUGAAGCCCGCUGCUCUCUCUCCAUUCCCAGUGCGAUGCCCACGGGCACUUACGUUCUUGAGCUGGUUUUGGAGGAUUUUCCACGCAAUAACAUAUACCUCAGAUACAACGACGGGUCCAUUGCUUACAAAUACAGACCAUAUAACAGCAAAAGUGGAGAGGUACCCAAGAACUCUCGCUGGAAUUACUGGGACUCCACCCCAAGCUCAUAUACAGACGUAUCUUCUCAAGCAUUCCCCACCACGCAGACUUCUACGCAGACCUCUACGUUGAGUGAAACAGGUAUUUGGAGAUGA